This is a messenger RNA of Linum trigynum, 846 nucleotides long. Lineage: Eukaryota; Viridiplantae; Streptophyta; Magnoliopsida; Malpighiales; Linaceae. The record is from the annotation of a GenBank genome assembly.
AUAAACAGUCAUUUGUAAUAGUAGACACUUCUUAAUCAUGGUAAACCACAAGUAAAUUACUCUCUUAAACCAUUCUAGAGGUCAUUGAAAUCAAAAUGAUGCAAAUUAACAUUACAAUCAACCAGAAAUUUGCAUCAAUUAGGUUUAACAAAAUUAACUUACCUCGAGCAGGAGGUGAGUCGGCUGGUGGGAGAUGUUGCGGACUGUGGAGGUGAGAUGGCUGGAGCAGGGCAGUGGUUGGGGGAGAUGUUGCGGCAGGAGUAGGGCUGCAGGGGCUGCUUGCGACGAUGGCGGGGAGCAGAAGCAACGAUGGCGACUGGCGAUGGCGCUGCUUGCGGUGAUUGCGAGCUGCUUGCGCCGGGAGCGGGGAGAAAAAGCGACGAUGGCGACUGGCGAUUGGCGAUGGCGCGCUGCUUGCGGCGACGGGACGGAAGCGCUGGGGUCCUGGGGCGAUGGUUGACGGCGGUAGGGUGGCGCCGCCCUCCCUCUAUCGUCUGUUCUACUUCUAGGUCGAAGAUGGAGAAAUAAAAGGAAAGUUAGGGUUUUGUUUGGCUGCCCAAUUCCACGAUUCCUUUUCUAUUUUUUUUAGGGUAAACCAAACGGCCGAACCGCGCGACCGGCUUGAGCGGCUCGAGCGGUUAACCGCUUCGGCCGCUCGCCGACCGUUGUAUAAAACCGUGGCGGUUAAAUAGCUGAUCCGAGCCGGUUUUAUGGUCGGGUGGCGGCUUUGGCGGUCCGGCCGGCCGGCUCGGUUCGGCUUUGACAGCACUGGGAUAAGGGAUGAGAUUAGGUGCUAAUUCUUAUAGGGGUUAGCACCGUGAUAACUAGUAAAAAACGCUACUAAAA